This is a messenger RNA of Lodderomyces theae, 1878 nucleotides long. RefSeq names its product Zcf11p (gene ZCF11). The coding region runs from base 1 to 1878 and encodes 625 amino acids. Gene Ontology annotation, biological process: cellular response to starvation; regulation of DNA-templated transcription. Gene Ontology annotation, molecular function: RNA polymerase II transcription regulatory region sequence-specific DNA binding; DNA-binding transcription factor activity. Gene Ontology annotation, cellular component: nucleus. NCBI's taxonomy places the organism in Eukaryota, Fungi, Ascomycota, Pichiomycetes, Serinales, Debaryomycetaceae. The transcript has a single exon. The record is from RefSeq and is a predicted model, not a curated record.
AUGACGUGUGACCCAGGUCGACCUUGUAAGAGAUGCAUUCAACGAGGGUUGGACCAAACUUGCGAAGAUGCUCCUCGAAAACGGAAAAAGUACCUAAAUGAUGUGCCGAACUCUAGCUUGGCUAUUAAAAGAACACAGAGUCUACCUCAGGAGUACCAACCGAGUCAUCAACUACAACAAACGUAUUCACUUAAUGCAACUUUGCAACAACCUCAUCCUCAAAACACAAAUAUGAGCCAGAAUAGUCACGCAUACCUCGAUAUUCAAAGUCGUUUACAACUGCGCCAGUCAAAUGAGCGAGAUCAACAAGCCCUUUUUCAAAAUCCAGCUGCCAUUGUAUCUCCACCACGGCCACAAUCUGAAGUGCAACAAUUGCCAGCAGCACUCCAACUGCCAAGUCAACAUCAAGUUCAAUCUACGUCACCACCAUUGAAACGGACAUCUUCGGCGUACCCAGAACAGUAUGACCUGUACCCUCAGCCGCAACGGCCAGUGCUUCUACCCCAACCAAAUAACUUUAAUCCUUCAAACCACACGACUUACCAAGCCACUUUAUUUCAACAUAAUGCUCCAGGACUGGGUGUACAAUCUUCUCAGGAUUAUUAUUAUCAAAAUGCAUUCAAUAACUCUGGUUACCAACCACAACCCGAGCAAGAACAAUCAGCGGCAACUGCUCAAAUAUCGCCACAGUAUGCUCCUCAACCUCCAAGCAGAGCUCCGACCAAUGCAAACUCACCAACAUCAUUCGUUCAGUACCAGAAAAAAUCCAAGUUUCUUUCCUCUGCUGCGGAUUUGGAGUAUGCUACACUUUCCAAUAUCUUGCAAGACAACUUCAGUGGUCACCAUACCACUUCCAAUGAAGCUACACCUAACUCACACAACAUUUCGCCGAAUUUAUCACCUCAAACCAUGUCCGGUGUAACAAGCAGCGUGCCUCCUGCAUCGUCAGUGGAAACACAAGCAGGAACUGGAUCAACAUAUACCAAUGGGCUUAAGCACAACCCUUUGGAUGCUCCCAUGGGGGCACCAACUUUCAGAAAUGCGAGCACUUUACUUAAGGAGUCAAAAUACCCCAAAUGUGAUGAUUCAAUCAAUCAGUAUUUUAUUGGGCAAAUAGAUUCAGAAAACACGUCGUUAUUCCCUGAUAUAAUUACCGCCAUUGAAGAGAUGAAAAACACCGAUUACGCAGUUUACCAAGAGCGCAACUCAAAACUGAACCUAUCAUUUUCGAUUGGAAUUUUACACGAUGAAAGCAAUCCAAACAGUGCCAACAAUGGUAAAGAUGAGGCGUUUUUCAAAGAACCAGAGGAAAUAUAUGCAAAAGUCAACAAGCCAUUUUCCUAUACCCCGGGGUAUCACUCGCUUAUUGCUUAUUUACGCAAACGGUUUUCCAAGCCCUUGUUGGUUGAGAUGGCAAAAUCUAUGGCCAACUAUCGACCUUCGUUCAUUGCGUGUACGAACUCAUUGAAGGAGCAUGAUUUGGUAUUUAUGGAGCAAUGCUUUCAAAGAACGCUACUUACAUACCACAAUUUCAUUAAAGUUAGCGGUACUCCAACCAUUGUUUGGAGAAGAACGGGUGAGAUAGCUUAUGUCGGAGAUGAGUUUUGUGUCUUGACCGGAUGGAGCAAAGAUCAACUUAUGGGUAAGGGGCAGCGCAAGUUCAUUGUCGAAUUACUAGAUGACAAGUCCGUGGUUGAGUAUUUUCAAGUGUUUUCGAGAAUUGCCUUUGGCGAUUUUUUGGGUGCAACAAUGACAGAAUGUACUUUGUUGACGCCAAAGCCCGAUGUCAAGAUUAGAACCGGCUGCGUUUGGACACUAAAAAGAGAUGUUUUCGGAAUUCCCAUGAUGAUUGUGGGGAACUUCUUACCUAUUACUUAG